AUGCAGCCCGACACCCCAAACCAGACCCACAUGGCGGAGUUUGUCUUGCUGGGCUUCGCUGAGGCGCAUGAGACACGCCUCUUCCUCUUCGUCCUCUUCCUCACCAUGUACCUGCUCACCUUGGUGGAGAACUUGGCCAUCAUCCUGGUGGUGGGCUUGGACCACCGCCUCCAUAGGCCCAUGUAUUUCUUCCUGACGCACUUGUCCUGCCUUGAAAUCGGGUAUACUUCAGUCACGGUGCCCAAGAUGCUGGCGGGUUUCCUUGGGGUGGCUGGAGGCCAGAGGAUCUCCUACGCGGGCUGCCUGUCCCAGCUUUUCAUCUUCACCUUCCUCGGGGCCACGGAGUGUCUGCUGCUGGCCGCCAUGGCCUACGACCGCUACGUGGCCAUCUGCCUGCCUCUCCGGUACGGGGCGCUGGUGUCCUGGGGCGCCUGCGGCCGCCUGGCAGCCGCCUGCUGGCUGGGGGGCCUGCUCACCCCCGCGUUGCCCAUCUAUCUCAUGUCCCGACUGACGUUUUGUGGCCCCAACGUCAUCGACCACUUCUUCUGCGACGCCUCGCCGCUGCUGGCCCUGGCCUGCUCGGACGUCGGCCCGAAGGAGACCGCAGACCUCCUGGUCUCGCUGGCCGUGCUCCUGGCCUCGUCCGCGGCCAUCGCCGCGUCCUACGGCCGCAUCGUCUGGACGCUGCUGCAGCUCCGCGCGGCCGCGGCGCGCAGAAAGGCCUUCUCCACCUGCGCGGCCCACCUGGGCGUGGUGAGCCUCUUCUACGGCACUCUCUUCUUCAUGUACGCCCGCACCCGAGCGGCCCCUUCCAUCAGCUUCAGCAAGGUGGUGUCGGUCUUCUACUCCAUCGUCACGCCCAUGCUCAACCCCCUCAUCUACAGUCUCCGAAACCACGAGGUCAAGGGGGCUCUGGGGAGAGCCUUCUCCUGCCGGUCUUGGAAAGGUCGGUGA
Molecule: messenger RNA, 954 nt
Organism: Dama dama (fallow deer)
Lineage: Eukaryota; Metazoa; Chordata; Mammalia; Artiodactyla; Cervidae
Product: olfactory receptor 6Q1
Exons: 1
Coding region: 1-954 (317 amino acids)
Biological process (GO): G protein-coupled receptor signaling pathway
Cellular component (GO): membrane
Molecular function (GO): G protein-coupled receptor activity; olfactory receptor activity
Source: RefSeq, a predicted model, not a curated record